Molecule: messenger RNA, 1755 nt
Organism: Raphanus sativus (radish)
Lineage: Eukaryota; Viridiplantae; Streptophyta; Magnoliopsida; Brassicales; Brassicaceae
Product: methylthioalkylmalate synthase 2, chloroplastic
Exons: 10
Coding region: 101-1612 (503 amino acids)
Biological process (GO): L-leucine biosynthetic process
Cellular component (GO): chloroplast
Molecular function (GO): 2-isopropylmalate synthase activity
Source: RefSeq, a predicted model, not a curated record
AUGUUCUCCAUCUCAUUGCAUCACAAUUUUCUCAUAAUCUAUCCUCAAUCUAAUAAAAUUCAAAAGAUAUCUGUUCUUCUCUCUUACGUACUCUAUCGUUAUGGCUUCGUCACUUCUGACAUCUCCCACAAUGAUCCCCACCACCGGUUCCACCGUGGCUGUCCGAUCAGGCUUACCUUUUAGAUCUUCCUUGCUCUCUCUACACCUUAACCGUCCGUACAACAAGUCAUCUUUGUCUAUCUCAUGUUGCUCCCCUGUGUCUAAAAUGGGAGAGGCUAGUGCGAGUGACCUCAAACCCGUCGUGGAAAGGUGGCCUGAGUACUUACCUCACAAGCUUCCCGACAAGAACUACGUGCGUGUAUUCGACACGACGCUCCGUGAUGGUGAACAAGCUCCUGGUGGAGCUCUUACACCACCACAGAAGCUUGAGAUUGCAAGGCAGCUCGCAAAACUCCGAGUAGACAUCAUGGAAGUUGGUUUUCCGGUGUCGUCUGAGGAAGAGUUCGAAACAGUCAAAACCAUCGCCAAGACCGUUGGAAACGAGGUUGAUGAGGAAACAGGUUACGUCCCAGUGAUAUGCGCCAUCGCACGAAGCAAACCAGAAGACAUUGAGGCGGCAUGGGAGGCGGUGAAAUACGCGAAGAGACCUAAGAUACUCAUAUUCACAUCUACUAGUGACAUUCACAUGAAAUAUAAGUUGAAAAAGACUAAAGAAGAAGUCAUCGAGAUGGCCGCGAGUAGUGUUAGGUUUGCUAAAAGCUUAGGCUUCGUUGACGUCCAAUUUGGUUGCGAAGACGGUGGCAGGUCAGAGAAGGAGUUUCUAUGCAAGAUUCUAGGAGAAUCUAUAAAAGCGGGUGCAACCACGGUGAACGUCGCGGACACUGUAGGAAUCAACAUGCCAGAAGAAUACGGAGAACUUGUAAGCUACCUCAAAGCAAACACUCCUGGAAUUGAUGAUGUUAUCUUUAGUGUUCAUUGUCACAACGAUCUUGGUUUUGCUACCGCCAACACAAUUGCCGGUGUAUGUUCGGGAGCACGACAAGUCGAAGUAACAGUUAACGGAAUAGGCGAAAGAAGUGGGAAUGCACCACUUGAAGAGGUCGUGAUGGCUUUGAAGUGUCGAGGAGAGUACCUGAUGGAUGGUGUCUACACAAGAAUAAACACACGUCAAAUUAUGGCUACUAGCCAAAUGGUUCAAGAAUGUACCGGCUUGUAUGUUCAACCACAUAAACCCAUAGUUGGAGCCAACUGUUUUGUUCAUGAGAGCGGCAUUCAUCAGGAUGGAAUCUUGAAAAAUCGGAGUACAUAUCAGAUCUUAUCGCCAGAAGAUGUUGGAGUUGUAAAAUCUCAAAGUUCCAGCAUUGUUCUUGGAAAGCUUAGCGGACGUCAUGCUGUGAAAGAUCGGCUGAAAGAGAUGGGAUAUGAGCUUGAUGAUGAGAAAUUGAACGAUAUCUUCACUAAGUUCAGGGAGUUAACCAAGAAUAAAAAGAGAAUCACGGAUGAUGAUCUGAAGGCAUUAGCAACGUGUGGUCAUGAGAAUUCACUAAACGGGGCUAACAGUAAAGAGACCAACGACUAUGUAAAAAUCCCACAGAUUUCCUCUGUGGUAUAAAAUAUGUGAACACGUUUUGUGUUUCUGUACCACUUGUUAUCAAGGUUCCAUUUGAUUUACAUGUGUUGUAUUAACGAAUAAAUACAGUAUGAAGUUGAAAUAUUAUGCGCAAGUCAACCUGCAAAACUGCCAAAUUCCGCUCA